AUGGAGAAGCUUUACAGGUGUCUGCUGAUCUUACUGGGACUUCUAUUAGUUCAGGAGAAGGCAAAUGCAACAGAAGGAAAUGUGGCAUUAGAUGGAGUGGCAACACAAUCCUCAACAUUUGAAGUCUGGUCUGCUGACAGAGGAAUUGAUGGUAAUCGAGGUCUCCUGCAGCAGUAUAGCGGGUGCUCUGAAACCGCUCCUGGGAAUAGUAACCCGUGGUGGAGACUGGAUCUGCGUGACGUGUACUGUGUGAACAGAGUCGUCGUUACAAGCAGAUACGACUGCUGUCCAGAACGAGUAAACAGAGCAGAGAUUCGCAUCGGAAACUCUCUGGAGAACAAUGGCAACAACAAUCCCCUAUGUGCUGUUAUUCCUGGUAUACCAGCAGGUCAGUCCUAUAACUACCCAUGUGGUGGAAUGGUGGGACGUUAUGUGAAUGUUUUCCUUCCUGGAAAUGAAAAGAUUCUUACACUGUGUGAGGUGGAGGUCUAUGUUGAAGAAAUCUGUAAACAGAGAACUGCUGUAAAGAUGGGGUUCAGCUCCAAAGAGGAUUUGACUGACUUUACAAUAAGAGAAAAAAUCCUUCAACAGCUGCCAUAUUUCCCCAACACAAUGGGUCUCAAACUGAUGGCCUCCAAGGGGGCUCAAGAUGGAUUCAGGGGGCCACAGAUUUGA
Messenger RNA from Triplophysa dalaica, 675 nucleotides. Its product is annotated as fucolectin-like. NCBI's taxonomy places the organism in Eukaryota, Metazoa, Chordata, Actinopteri, Cypriniformes, Nemacheilidae. The coding region runs from base 1 to 675 and encodes 224 amino acids. The transcript is spliced from 6 exons. The record is from RefSeq and is a predicted model, not a curated record.